CCUAUUUCUAAAGAUUGUUCAGUUCAAGAGAAUGAAGAAUUCAGAGUAAUUUUGAUAAAUGGAUUGCAAUAUGGAGAAUUAAGAAUAAGCUGAACAUUUGAUCUGCUUUGAAGAAACAUAUUUUCCAUUUGUCUAGAGUAAUCUAUAAUCACCAAACCAAUCAAAAUGAAUUCAACAUUAUUUUCCCAGGUUGAAAACCAUUCAAUCUUCUGUAAUUUUUCAGAGAAUUCCCAGUUUUUGGCUUUUGAAAGCGAUGAUUGUCAUCUGCCCUUGGCCAUGAUAUUUACAUUAGCUCUUGCUUAUGGAGCUGUAAUAAUUCUCGGGGUCUCUGGAAACCUGGCCUUGAUUAUAAUCAUCUUGAAACAAAAGGAGAUGAGAAAUGUUACCAAUAUCCUGAUUGUGAACCUUUCCUUCUCAGACUUGCUUGUUGCCAUCAUGUGUCUCCCCUUCACAUUUGUCUACACAUUAAUGGACCACUGGGUUUUUGGCGAGGCGAUGUGCAAACUGAAUCCUUUUGUGCAAUGCGUUUCAAUCACCGUGUCCAUUUUCUCUCUGGUUCUCAUUGCUGUGGAGCGCCAUCAGCUGAUAAUCAACCCACGAGGGUGGCGACCAAGUAACAGACACGCUUACAUAGGUAUUGCGGUCAUCUGGGUCCUUGCUGUGUUUUCUUCUCUACCUUUCCUCAUCUAUCAAGUAUUGACCGAUGAGCCGUUCCAGAAUGUAACACUUGACGCGUUCAAGGACAAAUACGUGUGCUUUGAUAAAUUUCCAUCGGACUCCCACAGGCUGUCUUAUACAACUCUCCUCUUGAUGCUGCAGUAUUUUGGCCCACUCUGUUUUAUAUUUAUUUGCUACUUCAAGAUAUACAUACGCUUAAAAAGGAGAAACAACAUGAUGGACAAGAUGAGAGACAAUAAGUACAGGUCCAGUGAAACCAAAAGAAUCAACAUCAUGCUUUUGUCCAUUGUGGUGGCGUUUGCGGUCUGCUGGCUGCCCCUUACCAUCUUUAACACUGUGUUUGAUUGGAAUCAUCAGAUCAUUGCAACGUGUAACCAUAAUCUAUUAUUCCUGCUGUGCCACCUUACAGCAAUGAUAUCCACUUGUGUCAACCCCAUAUUUUACGGAUUUCUGAACAAAAAUUUCCAGAGAGACUUGCAGUUCUUCUUUAGCUUUUGUGAUUUCCGGUCUCGGGAUGAUGACUAUGAGACAAUAGCCAUGUCCACCAUGCACACGGAUGUUUCCAAGACGUCUUUGAAACAAGCAAGCCCAGUCGCAUUUAAGAAAAUCAACAAUGAUGAUAAUGAAAAAAUCUGAAACUCUGGUAGCAUAUGGUCCCAGAUGAUAUCUGUCUAAAAACAAGCACAACCGGCAACAUCGUUUUGUUACCUGUUCCCCCAAGGGAAUGAGGUUGUACUCAUUUAAGAAAGACCAAGAUUUGCUUGUCUUGCUUUUUACUGCUUUUAUUGUAGCUGUCUAAUUACACUGGGACAAAAUGUAUGGGCUUUGGAAUCUUCCGGGCAAUAGUUUUGACCAGAUAUCCUUGAAGUGCUUUUUGUAAACUUCUGCAUAUAAUAUGAAGACUUUUAUAUUCAAUUUGUUGGAAUUAAGUUUCUUUAGAGUAUUACUACUGACUGACUUUAGAAGCACUACAUCUGA
This is a messenger RNA of Odobenus rosmarus divergens (Pacific walrus), 1656 nucleotides long. It is a transcript of the gene NPY1R, whose product is annotated as neuropeptide Y receptor Y1. Gene Ontology annotation, molecular function: neuropeptide Y receptor activity; neuropeptide binding. The transcript has 3 exons. The record is from RefSeq and is a predicted model, not a curated record. Gene Ontology annotation, cellular component: neuron projection; plasma membrane. Bases 166 to 1314 code for a protein of 382 amino acids. Gene Ontology annotation, biological process: G protein-coupled receptor signaling pathway. NCBI's taxonomy places the organism in Eukaryota, Metazoa, Chordata, Mammalia, Carnivora, Odobenidae.